ACGUUUAGCUAGUAAAUGCAGAUCUGCCAAGACUCCAACCCAGUUCUUAAGAUACUUGUGUCUGGGCUCCUUCCGCUCUACCAAGCCACCUUUCAAAGGUCUACCUGAAAAUAACUAAUGAGCAGAAACUAUAGGGGGAAGGGGAAAAGACCCCUUAUCUUGGUGUUUCUUGCUUUUCCUCGCAGCCCCGCCCUUUUUGCUUCGAAGGGUGAGUUUUUCCUGAAUUCACAAUACUUUUGCAUUGAAGAUGUCGGGGGUCCCUUUAAGGUCUUGGGUGACGUAAUGACUAGCCCCGCCCUCUCUCUUCUCUCUUCUCAGCCCUGGCCAUUUUUUUUUUUUUUUUUUGUCCUCAACCAAUUAGCGGCCCGACGCCCUUUCCGCGCCUCAUCCGGGUUCCCGGGACUGGGAAAUUGGCCUGGUAACCAGGCAACUACUGAUCAAUCCCCUCCCCAGCUGAUUUGCGCAUCAGGUAGUCGCCGCUCUGCGCUCAACGGUGGCGAGUUUCAGUAGCCAAGUGCCCCGCCCCCGUUGCCAUAACAGCAGUACACAACCCCUCCUUCCCCUCGCCCGCUUGCUAAACAGUCCUUCCCUCUCGGGACCAAGGGCCUCUCCAGAGCUGCUUCUGAUUGAGCAGAAACAGGGAGGAGGACUGAGCUUAUCUGACUUCAGAGCUUUCAGGAGGGAAGAAAGAUGUCAGAUGAAGAUGAUCUAGAAGACUUUGAGCCAGACCAGGAUGAUUUUGAGAAAGAAGAGGACGAGAAGGAGACAGAGGAGGGGGAGGACUACAGAAAAGAGGGGGAAGAGUUCCCUGAGGAAGGACCUGACAGACAUCUACUUGCUGCGCUCCUACAUCCAUCUGCGCUAUGUGGAUGUUUCUGAGAAUCACCUGACAGACCUGUCGCCACUCAACUACCUCACCCACCUGCUCUGGCUCAAGGCUGAUGGCAAUCGGCUGCGAAGUGCCCAGCUGAAUGAACUGCCCUACCUGCAGAUUGCUAGUUUUGCUUAUAACCAGAUUACUGACACUGAAGGCAUCUCUCAUCCUCGUCUUGAAACCCUGAAUCUCAAAGGAAACAGAAUCCACAUGGUGACAGGUCUGGACCCCCAGAAGCUGAUCAGCCUGCACACAGUGGAGCUUCGGGGGAAUCAGCUGGAAAGCACGGUGGGGAUCAAUCUUCCUAAGCUGAAGAACCUCUACCUGGCCCAAAACCUGCUGAAGAAGGUGGAAGGCUUGGAGGACCUGAGCAAUCUCACCACCUUGCAUCUUCGAGACAACCAGAUUGACACUCUGAGUGGCUUCUCCAGGGAAAUGAAAUCAUUGCAGUACCUCAACCUGAGGGGCAACAUGGUGGCCAACCUGGGGGAGCUGGCCAAGCUUCGAGACCUGCCCAAGCUGCGAGCCUUGGUGCUGCUCGAUAACCCAUGCACGGAGGAAACCAACUACCGCCAGGAGGCCCUGGUGCAGAUGCCAUACCUCGAACGCCUGGACAAGGAAUUCUAUGAGGAGGAGGAACGGGCUGAGGCUGAUGAGAUUCGACAGAGUCUGAAGGAAGACAAGGAGAAGGAGCAGGAGCCUGAGCCCAAGCCUGACCUGGAACCGGAACAGUCAUUGAUCUAGCGGCAGUUCUAGCCUCUAAAGAUAGGAGUCUCCCUCAGUCUCCAGGCUGGAGUGCAAUGGCGUGAUGAUCUGGGCUCACUGCAAACUCCGUCUCCCGGGUUCAAGCAAUUCUCCUGCCUCAGCUUCCCGAGUAGCUGGGACUACAGGCGCAUGCCACCAGGCCUGGCUAAUUUUUGUAUUUUUAGCAGAAACGGGGUUUCACCACGUUAGCCAGGAUGGUCUCGAUCUCCUGACCUCGUGAUGUGCCCGCCUCAGCCUCCCAAAGUGCUGGGAUUACAGGCGUGAGGCACAGCGCCCGGUCCCUAUUUACUUCUGUGUUCUACCUCCAGGAGAUCAAAAACGCUGGCCUUCAGACCUGAUCGGACUCCCGGGGGGCCACCACAUUCAUACCUCCUAGGGCGAGGACAGAGGAUGCCUCUUUUUGCCCCAAAGCUGGAAAUUCAUCACAACCUGAGGCCCAGGAUCCGCUCUGUGCGGGUCCUCUGGGCAGUGUGGGGUGCAGAGUGGGGUGCCUAGACCUGAGCGCUGCCUGGAGCCUAGGCCGGGGGCCGCCCUCGGGCAGGUGUGGGUGGGAGCCAAGCCCGCGUGGGCCGCGGGGUGCUGGUAGGAGUGGUUGGAGAGACUUGCGGAGGCGGCUGGGGUGUUCGGAUUUCCAAUAAAGAGACAGUGUGAUG
Macaca mulatta (Rhesus monkey) is the source of this 2292-nucleotide messenger RNA. Lineage: Eukaryota; Metazoa; Chordata; Mammalia; Primates; Cercopithecidae. The record is from RefSeq and is a predicted model, not a curated record.